This is a messenger RNA of Dovyalis caffra, 393 nucleotides long. NCBI's taxonomy places the organism in Eukaryota, Viridiplantae, Streptophyta, Magnoliopsida, Malpighiales, Salicaceae. The record is from the annotation of a GenBank genome assembly.
AUGGGGAGGCUGUUUAUUGUGAAUCUUGAAGGGAAGAUCUAUAGUUGCAAGCACUGCAGGACCCAUCUUGCUCUCUAUGAUGAUAUUGCUUCAAAGUCUUUCCACAGCAGGCAUGGGAAAGCUUAUCUCUUCAAUAAGGUAGUGAACAUCUCUGUGGGAGAGAAGGAAGAUAGAAUGAUGAUCACUGGGCUGCAUACUGUUGCUGACAUUUUCUGUGUUGGUUGUGGAUCAAUUGUGGGUUGGAAAUAUGAGACUGCACAUGAAAAGGGCCAGAAGUACAAGGAAGGAAAAUCUGUCCUUGAGCGGUUUAAGAUGUCUGGUCCCGAUGGAAGCCAUUAUUGGGUGAAUCAUGAACACCACCACAUCGGUGGAAGUGAUGCAGAUGACAUUUGA